This is a messenger RNA of Acanthopagrus latus (yellowfin seabream), 590 nucleotides long. RefSeq names its product single-pass membrane protein with aspartate-rich tail 1b (gene smdt1b). Lineage: Eukaryota; Metazoa; Chordata; Actinopteri; Spariformes; Sparidae. The record is from RefSeq and is a predicted model, not a curated record. The transcript has 3 exons. The coding region runs from base 42 to 341 and encodes 99 amino acids. Gene Ontology annotation, cellular component: mitochondrial inner membrane; uniplex complex. Gene Ontology annotation, biological process: mitochondrial calcium ion homeostasis; calcium import into the mitochondrion.
UACAGAGACGUCCCACCCACCCCAUUAGAUAGACUGGAAAAAUGGCGACGAGGUUACUGCGGCUCCCACUGCGCCUUUCUACCCAAAAUAUGGGGGUUAUGAGCCGUAACACCGGCUUGAAAACAUCAAACAUAUCCAGGGCGACUCAAAGCCGGACGGCAGUAUCAACGCCAUCGGGGGCAAUCUUACCUAAACCGGAUAAAACACCGUUUGGUCUUAUCCGUAUGACAAUAGUGGUGGUGCCUUUCCUGUAUGUGGGAACUCUGAUCAGCAAGAACUUUGCUGCUCUCUUGGAGGAGCAUGACAUCUUUGUCCCAGAGGACGAUGACGACGAUGACUGAGUCAUUGACAGAAAAAAAGAGUGAAUACUAGCCAGCACAAGGAAGGUGGAGAAGAUGGGACAGUUUGACUACCAAAUCCUUGAUCUCCACCCAUCUCCUUCCUCUGUCCUCUGCUGUUUAUGUUGUUUACAUUAAAUUCAUUUAUUGAAAUGCCAUAUCAUGUGAGGCUAUCAAAAAAAAUGUUAUGCCUUCACUCUUGUUUGCAUGUUUGUGUCUGUCACUCAAUAAACAGAGUCGAUUACACACUAA